CAAGCCUCCACAGCCUCAUCGCCUCAUCACACAGCCCUACUGAUAGCCUCCACAUCCACGGCUGUUCAUUGGCACCAUUGACGUCAGACUGGACUUAGAUUUCCCAUUUGAACUACUUUCUCAGGAAAUGAAUGCAUUUUGGAGGAUGGUCAAACUUGCGUGAAACCUGUACGAAAAAAAUAUCAAACUCUUGUAGAAAACCUUUUAUGCAGUUUUUUUCUGGAAAGCAAAAGGCCAGUCUGUCCAUCUGGGGAUGGGGGGGUCUUGGAGUCGUGCUGUUCCUCAUCACCUUUGGACCAUUCGCCAUAUUCUACCUGGCCUUUUAUAUCUUCUGCUUCAUUGGAGGGGGCUUUGCGGUUACUCUGCUUUAUGGAAAGAUCAACUCAGAAAAACACCUGGAGAAGUGCGAACAGUCUUACUUGCCACCCACACAAAUUGGUAUCCCGAAGACAUUGGAUGAGAUGAAGCUGGAAAUGAAGCCGAUAAAGAUUGACAGGAGACUCACGGGCUCCAGUUUCAUAGAUGAACCACUACAGCAGGUUAUCCAGUUCGCUCUGAGAGACUACAUCCAGUAUUGGUACUACACUCUGAGUGAGGAUGAGUCCUUCUUACUGGAGAUCAGACAAACACUGCAGAACGCCCUCGUCCAGUUCUCCACACGGUCCAAAGAGGUGGACUGGCAGCCUUACUUCACCACUCGCCUAGUGGACGACUUUGCCACCCAUUUACGUGUCUUUCGAAAAGCCCAGGAUCGCCUCGCUGAAAGAGAGGACAAGCAAAGGGACAUCACAGAGGAGCUGGUGGACUCGUUCUUCGAGGCAGAGGUGGAGAUGGAGAGGAAGGUUUGUCGAGACGUAGUGUGCACCUCACACAAAGAUGAAGAAGGUUUUCUUCGGGACUUGUGCGAGUUGCUUUUGUAUCUGUUACUACCUCCUGGAGAUUUCCACAAUAAGAAUAUGAGAUACUUUCUAAGGGAGGUGCUAGCUCGUGGUGUGUUACUCCCUUUGAUCAACCAGCUGAGUGACCCAGACUACAUCAACCAGUUUGUCAUCUGGAUGAUACGGGACUCUAGUUGUAACUACGAGGCCUUCAUGAACAUCCUGAAGCUGACAGACAAACCUGCAGAGCUGGAGGCUGUGAAGGACAAGGUGCUGGAGGAGCUGCAGUACCUCCGCUCCCUGGACACCGCUGGAGACGACAUCAAUGUGAUUAAGAACCAGAUCAACAGUCUUUUGUUUGUAAAGAAGGUGUGUGAGACCAGGAUCCAGAGACUGCAGUCUGGGAAGGAGGUGGACGCCUUAAAGCUGGCGGCCAACUUCGGCAAGCUGUGUGUUAUCCCGCUGGAACACAUUCUGGUUCACAACAUAGCCCUGCAGUUCUUCAUGGACUUCAUGCAGGCUGCAGGGGCCCAGGCGGAGCUGUUCUUCUGGCUCACAGUCGAGGGCUACAGGGUGACAGCGCAGCAGCAGCUGGAGGCCAUGCAGGUCUGGCAGAAGGACGGCAAGAAGCAGCCCAGCACCACCAAAGGACUACUGAAGGCCGCCGCACUGGGCGUCUACGAACAGUACCUCUCUGACAAGGCAUCUCCCAGGGUGCAGGUGGACGAGGCGUCUGUUAUAAAACUCGGGGAGAAGUUGCAGAAAGACGACCCCACACCUGAGAUAUUCGAUGAAAUCCAGAGGAAGGUGUAUGACAUGAUGCUCCGUGACGAGCGCUACUACCCCUCCUUUAAACAGAGUCCGCUGUAUGUCCGCAUGUUGGCCGAGCUGGACAUGUUAAAAGAACCCAGUUACCGAGGGUCAGAUGACGGUGACGGAGAGUCCUUCAACGGCUCGCCCACAGGAAGCAUAAACCUAUCUUUGGACGACUUGUCCAACUCCUGCCAUGAUGAAACUAUGCACCUACAUGCCUUCAUCUCCGACACAGUACCUGACACUUAUCUCCCUGGCUUGCUGGGUGCUGCAGGGGUUUGUAACGACCACGGUAAGACGUACGCGCUCUACGCCAUCACUGUGUUCAGACGCAACCAGGAUGGCAGCGAGGACUGUUGGAAAACCUACCGCCGCUACUCAGACUUUCAUGACUUCCACAUGAGGAUCACUGAACAGUUUGAGAACCUGGCGUCCAUCCUAAAGCUGCCAGGGAAAAAGACCUUCAACAACAUGGACAGAGACUUCUUGGAAAAGAGAAAAAAAGACCUCAACGCGUACCUACAGUUGCUGCUGAACCCAGAGAUGGUGAAGGCCUGCCCAACUCUGAUUCCUUAUGUCUAUGACUUUUUGGAGAACAAGGCCUACAGCAAGGGCAAGGGAGAAUUUGCACGCAAGAUAGACACAUUUGUGAAUCCUCUAAGGAGUUCCAUGAGGAACAUGUCCAAUGCCGUGAAGGCCCUACCAGACAGUUUGGCUGAAGGCAUGACCAAGGUCUCAGACAACAUGGGCCGCAUGUCGGAAAGACUGGGCCAGGACAUCAAACAAUCCAUAUUCAAGGUGCCUCCACUCCUCCCCAAGUCUGAAAUCGACCCUGAACACUGUAGAGUCUCCGCCCAGCUGGAUGACAACGUGGAUGAAAACAUCCCACUGAGGGUAAUGCUGCUGCUAAUGGAUGAGGUGUUCGACCUUAAGGAGAAAAACCAGUGGCUGCGGAGGAACAUUAAAAACCUGUUGCAACAGCUCAUCAGAGCCACGUAUGGAGACACCAUCAACAGGAAAAUUGUAGACCACGUGGACUACAUGACCUCACCAGAGCAGGUGGCAGACUAUGUCAAAAAGUUCAGGGACUCCUACUGGCCCAAUGGAAUCCUGGCAGAGACGCCGCCCCGUCGAGACAAGAGCAUUCGCAUGAGGACACGAGUAGCGGCCAAGACCAGCCUGCUGGGCAUCAUGCCAGAUGAGCUGAAGCACAUCAUCGGGGCCGACACCACGCGGAAGGGCAUCCUCCGAGUCUUCGACAUGUUCCAGUACCAGCCAAUGAACCGUCGCCUCGUCUACGUUUUCCUGGAGGGUUUCCUGGAGACCAUGUUUCCCCAGUACAAAUUCCCCGAGCUCUUCGUCAAGCUGCACUCCCGCUCUCCGCGCAUCCACAGAUACAGCCAGAAACUGAAAACAUCCUCCCUGAAGAGGUGACAGGAGAGCACGGAGGCGACGGGACACGGGCCGACCACGACAUGAUCCAGACUCAAGAGCUAAGAGUGAGAGUGUGGGGAGUUUGAUGUGAACAUUGAGGUUGUGUUUGCGUGAUCUCUGCACCUCCGCUUGCCCCCCUCACGCUCUCUUUUCAGUGAAAACACUCCAACAAUCCAGCUGAUUCUUUCUGUUCAGGCAAAGGAAUCACACACUCUACCCCAUUACACUCUGACGCACACAUGCGCAAACACAAAUCCUCUCAUUUGCACCAAGACUGAAGUCUUUUCUUUUAGUCCUCCAACUUUUUUUUUUUUUUAGUUGUUUAGCUUUAGCUGGGCCAGGUAAUGCUGCUUUUUGUGGUCCAGGGAGAAGACCACCAAUACUGUAUUGUUUUUAACCUGCAGGCGUAGAUCUCUUAGACCCACACCUUGCCUUACCCUCCUACCCGCUUCCAUCUCCUUCAACCAUCUCUCAACUGUAGUCAACCCUCCUCUCAUGCUGUAGACAUUUAAUCUGCAAAAGCUGCACACUCGUGGACAUGCAAAUGAUAUUUGUUUUCAUAGAAACCAAAUAACGUCAAUAGCACUGGGUUAAGAGGCGCUGUUUUUAAAAUGUGACUGAACACGUGGGUCGAAAGGGCGAUUUUUAUUGUCAGCUUUUUUUUCUCAUCUUGAUGCUUCUCCGGUUUUGUGUUUGUCUUUCCAAAGCAUUGCAUUCUCUGUAGGCCACACCCCCUUUAAUGCUACUGUCCUAACCUGUGACCACCAAAGCUCACACACUGUUCUAUACAUCUGAUAUGUUGCGGGAUUACUGUGCUUCACCUCGUAAAGUGAAAAAGCGAAGGCGGCAGAGACCUUUACCCCCUGGGAGGCGAGACUGUGAGGGAAACACACAAAUGUGUUCCAGUCAGUUUCUGUGAUGAGGCUCAGCUCUGGCUGUCCGAGCGCACUGACAAGUACGCGUCAAAGAAUGUACUCUCUGGUCUGGGCUGUAUUUGGCUUGAGGAAUGUGUAUGAAUGGAUGUAUGUGUGUGUCUGAGUAUGUGUGUGUGAGUGUGUGAGAGUGCAGCACUAAGAUGCAACCCUUUGCAGUCAGAAACCGUGCCAGUGUGAGUUAGUGAACCAGCCUUAAAACUACAUACAGUAUAAACUGACCAAGAGACGCACGCUAGAGGUAGUUCUCCUUCACACCACUGAACGUUACAAGGAAAACAAGGUAGAGAUGUAUCCCGAAUCACUUUUAUUCAGAGAAAAUGUCUUUAAUUUUGUGCAAUAUUUUUUCUGUUUAAUGCAUUGCAUGUGCAUUUUGAAUCAUUGUAUACUGAGAAAAAAAAAAAAAGAAAUUAUAUUGUUUUAAUUGUAGAAAACAAGACCCCAAAUAUGUCUUCUUAUCCCAACAACUUAACAUUCCGUUGUUGUAAAAGAACUAUGUUUAUUUUACAGACUUGUUUUAUAAGUCUGAGUUUUUGUUUGUUUUGUUUGUUGUGUGCUGGGGGGUAUUUUCCAUUUAUUCCCCAUCCCACUCUUGCAGAAUCUGUGUUUUUGGGUGUCGAUGUGAGGCAGUGUGGUAGAGGUGUGUGUCUGUGUCCCAGCCUGACGUUCAGCUCGUCAGGUUAGUCAAUUCAGAGGCAGCCUCCAAACAACUGCUGGUUUUUAAACUCAGAAGUGGCGUUUUAUGCGUUCAAGCCGGUUCUGUUCAGACUUUUAUGAACUGACAGUUGAAGGGACACCCUCACCCUGCCCCGCCCCGGUCCGGUUCAGUCCGGUCCGGUCCUGCAGGCUGUCCCUAUCAGGUGACCCGACGGAAUCACUGCUAAUGAGCACUUACCGUAGCAACUGUGGGAGGACUUCUCCUAUUGGCUGAGUGGAACCCUCAUUUUGGCGACGGUGACUCCCUCGUCUGCUGUGAUUUGCUUGCACUGAGCAGCCCCUGGUGGACUCUGAUGGGCUCAGUGGGAGGAGAACUGGAGCCCCUGGCUGGGAGGCGGUUUUCAGUUGUCCCCACAUUGGACGAGGAGACGCCACCUUAAUCUUUCUGCACACCUCUCCAUACAGGAAGGCUUGUCUUUUGUUUUUUUAACCCCAGUAUAUAUGAAUCUAUGAUAAUGAAAAUCGUGCAUAUCUGUGUACAGUAUGUGUUAAUAGUGUGCCUAAAUGUACUGUCAACUCUAUUUUCAUAUUUUUCUUUAACCUAAAAAAAAAGUCAAUCAGAAUGUCAUGAUCAUUUUACGCGACUGAAAAUGACUAUAGGGUGUUUUUUUGCAUCAUGCUUAUCAAACUCUUCCUUGUGAGCCAGUGUGCUCAGAUCAGUAUAACACUAAUAAAAGGUAACUCAGACUAACUGA
Messenger RNA from Sphaeramia orbicularis (orbiculate cardinalfish), 5469 nucleotides. It is a transcript of the gene snx13, whose product is annotated as sorting nexin 13. Gene Ontology annotation, biological process: positive regulation of GTPase activity. The transcript is spliced from 25 exons. Lineage: Eukaryota; Metazoa; Chordata; Actinopteri; Kurtiformes; Apogonidae. Gene Ontology annotation, cellular component: early endosome. The coding region runs from base 132 to 3125 and encodes 997 amino acids. Gene Ontology annotation, molecular function: phosphatidylinositol binding. The record is from RefSeq and is a predicted model, not a curated record.